This is a messenger RNA of Corapipo altera (White-ruffed manakin), 6046 nucleotides long. RefSeq names its product retinitis pigmentosa GTPase regulator (gene RPGR). The transcript has 21 exons. Gene Ontology annotation, biological process: ubiquitin-dependent protein catabolic process; visual perception; protein ubiquitination. The coding region runs from base 15 to 4562 and encodes 1515 amino acids. Gene Ontology annotation, cellular component: photoreceptor outer segment. The record is from RefSeq and is a predicted model, not a curated record. Lineage: Eukaryota; Metazoa; Chordata; Aves; Passeriformes; Pipridae. Gene Ontology annotation, molecular function: ubiquitin protein ligase activity.
CUCCUCGGGCCGCCAUGGCCGCGCCCGCCGCGGGGGACGAGCUGCCCGUGCCCGAAUCAGGUGCUGUUUUCACAUUUGGGAGAAGCAAAUUUGCAGAAGAUGUUCCUAGCAAGUUCUGGUUCAAAAAUGACAAACCUGUACUUAUAUCAUGUGGAGAUGAACAUACCGCUAUUAUUACAGGGAAAGGUAAACUCUACAUGUUCGGCAGUAACGACUGGGGCCAGUUAGGACUGGGAUCAAAGAGCACUGUCAACAAACCAACAUGUGUUAAAGCUUUAAAACCAGAAAAACCAAAACUUGCUGUUUGUGGAAGAAAUCACACUUUAGUUUACACAGAAAAAGGAAAUGUGUAUGCUGCUGGAGGUAACAGUGAAGGUCAGCUGGGAUUAGGUGACACAGAAGAAAGGACCACAUUUCAUUUAGUAAGUUUUUUCACCAACCAGCACAAGAUCAAGCAGCUAGCAGCUGGAUCAUACACCUCAGCAGCAGUAACUGAGGAUGGGCAGCUUUUUGUGUGGGGUGAUAAUUCAGAAGGUCAGAUUGGCUUGGCCAAUGAAUCCUGUGUCAGUGUCCCUUGUCGAGUGGAUGUUGGAAAACCUGUUUCCUCUGUAUCCUGUGGAUAUUAUCACUCUGCCUUGAUCACAGGAGAUGGUGAGCUCUAUACUUUUGGAGAACCUGCAAAUGGUAAACUGGGAUUAUUGCCUGAACAGCUGAAGAACAAUAGAGUUCCACAGCCUGUACUGGGAAUUAUGGAAAAAGUUAAUAAGGUUGCUUGUGGUGGAGAGCACACAGUGGUGCUGACAGAGACAGAUGUCUAUACUUUUGGACUUGGACAAUAUGGGCAGCUGGGCCAUGGUACUUUUGUUUUUGAAUCUUCGGUGCCGAAGUCUGUGAAACACUUGAAGAAGCAUAAAAUACGUAACGUUGCAUGUGGGGAAAAUCACACUGCUGUAAUAGCAGAGAAUGGCCUCAUGUUUACUUUUGGAGAUGGACGACAUGGCAAGCUGGGCUUUGGAGAAGAGAGUUUUACAAACCUGUUUGAUCCCACUCUGUGUUAUAAUUUCUUGAAGUUCACAGUGCUUUUGGUUGCUUGUGGUGGUUGUCACAUGCUAGUUUUUGCUGCUCCGAGACCUAAAGGAUCUGAAGAAAUACUCUUAGAAGAUUUAUAUGAGAAUCCUUUGACUGCUACUAUCCCUAAAAUGAGUGGGGACUUUGUACUGGCAGACACUUUACAACUGUCAGCAGCACGAAUGCGACGUCGGGAGAGGGAAAGGUCACCAGAACAGUUUAUUCGAAUGGCACGAACUCUGCCUCCACUGGGAGAAAGCUUCUUAAAAUCUUCAUUGCCUGUGACAAGCAGCACUACCCCAUUCGGUUUUUCUGCAACAAGUCUUCCUAAAGCUGAAUCUGUGGCAGAUGGAGACAGUGAAAAAGAAAAUGAUCAUCAAAAGGGUAAACCUGGGGAAGUCUCUGCAGAAGAAGAUUCAGAUGAUGACAGUACUGACAGAAACCUUGGAGAUACAACUGACAUCCUAAACAUGACACAUGCAAUGAAAUUGAAUCCCAGUGAUUGGUCCAUAGAAUUAUCACCACUUCAGAAACAGAAGAAGAACAAUAAAAAUGUGAAACUGAAAAGAGAUGGUAAGGGUGGGCUGAAAAACAAGGAUUCUGAUUUCACAAAGGAGGCCUCAAAAUUAGACUCUGGCUCUUUACAAAAACAGUCCUCACUUUCAGAGUCACCAGGACAAGAUUUAGAAAAGAGUAGUGCCUUUGUAGGAAAGUCUGUGGCCAAAAAAAAGCCAACAAAAGCUAAACUUGAGAAUACACAAAGUGUUAGUACUUUGAAGAGGGGUGUUCAACAAAUGACUGGGGACAAAAGCAGAUUAGUGAAAAAGCAAGAAGAAUAUGUGGAAAAUCCUGAAUUUUUCAGAGAGGAUGUAGCUUAUAAUCUUCCAACUGAAAAUCAAAUUCUGUCUGAAAAACCAAAUUCUUCCGAUAAAAAAUCAAAAGCUGUUAAAUCUAAGCAAUCACUUAAAAUACAGGUACUUCCUUCUGCAUCCAGGGAUCACCCCCAGACUGAUGAUUCCUUAGUUGUAGAAAAAUACAAUCUCGUUCAAAAGCAAGAAAGUCGAGAAGCAAUAAAAAGUCAAAACAAAAUAAAGGAUGUUGCUGAAAAAUCUGAGAAGUGUGAAAGAACGCACGUCAAAGGAGAAGAAAGUAGUGCAGAGAAGAAAGAGAAGAUAGGGUUUAAAAUAUCUGUAACUAUGUCAUCGUCUUCAACUGAGGAAAGUAGUUACGAUCUUGAAAAGUAUGUGCUUAAGCGUAGGAAAAAAGGAGAGGACUACAAUGAAGGCAGAGACAUCCAGAAGGGAAGGAGAACAGUAGAAAACGUGGAAGAUUUGGACUUAGAUAAAGAGGACAGUGAGAUUGAGGAGAUGCAAAUUAGAAACAAUGAGAAAGAAUGUGUAGAAGAGACUGAUUUAAAAAGCCAGAAUGAGGAAGAAACAAACUCUGAUGCUAAAUCUGAUGAAGGUGGGCAAUUAGAAAUUAAGAAUGGGGAGGAUUCUGAUCAAGAGCAGGAGGGUGAAGGUAGUGAAAAGGGUGAAAGUGAAAAAGAAAAAUUAGAUGAAACAAUUGACAGUGAAGGUAAACUAGGGGAGGAAGAAGAAGACAGUGAGUAUGAGAAAUGUAGAGAUGAAGUUUCAGUAGAAAAAGAUAAAGAUGAGGAGGAAAAUGAUAAUGAGGAAGAAAAUGAAGGAGAGGAGUCACAGGCUGAGAGAGACAAUGAGAAUGAGGGUGCAGAGGAGAUUGAAGAUGUUAAUCAGGAAGAUGGAAAAGAUCAAGGAGAUGAGCAAGGCAGGCUGAUUAAGGAAGAAGAAAUGCUGAGUGAGGGAGAAAAGGAGGAUAUGGAGAAGUAUGCAAAAGAGGAAGGCACUGAAAAAGAAAAGGAGGAAGAGGUUAAAAGUGAGGGAAGAAAUGAGAGUGAGGAAGGAGGUGAACAUAGAGUGGGGGAGGAAGAAAAAGAGACAGAGGCAGAAGAGGAAGAAGAAGAUGAGAAGGAAGAUGAAGAAGAAAAUAAAGAAAGGGAGAAAGAAAAAGACAAAGAGGGUGAAGAGGAGUUAAGAGAACCAUUGGCAGGGAAGGAAGAAGAUGAUGGAGUGGAAGAAGGAGAAGAGGGAGAGGGGGAUGAUGAAGUGGAACAGGAAAGAAAAGAUGAGGAGAAAGAAGGAACAGAGGCAGAAGGGGAGGAGGAUGGAGAUAAAAAAGAAGGAACAGAGGCAGAAGCAGAAGGGAAGGAGGAUGGAGUGGAAGAAGGAGAAGAAGGGGAGGAUGAAGUUGAAGAGGAAAGAAAAGAUGAGGAGAAAAAAGAAGGAACGGGGCUAGAAGCAGGAGGGGAGGAGGGUGGAGAAGAUGAAAAGGAAGAAGAGGGGGGAAAUGAAGAAGAGGAAGAAGGGAUAGAAGAAGAUGAGGGAGUGGGGGAGGAAAAAGAAGAGGGAGUGGGAGAAGAUGAGGGAGAAGAGGCAGUGGAAGAAGAAGAGGAAGAUGAGGAAGAAGAGGAAGAUGAGGAAGAAGAGGGAGAAGAGGCAGUGGAAGAAGAGGGAGAUGAGGAAGAAGAGGGAGAAGAGGCAGUGGAAGAAGAAGAGGGAGAUGAGGAAGAAGAGGAAGAUGAGGAAGAAGGAGCGGAAGAAGAAGAAGAGGAAGAGGAGGGAGAAGAGGGAGUGCAGGAAGAAGAAGAAGAAGAAGAAGAGGAAGAAGAAAAAGAAGAAGAGGAAGAAGAAGAGGAAGAAGAAGAAGAGGAAGAAGAAGAAGAAGAGGAAGAAGAAGAAGAGGAAGAAGAAGAAGAAGAAAAAGAAGAGGAAGAAGAAGAAGAGGAAGAGGAAGGAGAAGGGGAAGGGGAAGAGGGAGAAGAAGAAGGGGAAGAGGGAGAGGGAGAAGAAGAAGAAGAGGAAGAAAGGGAUGUAGGAGAGGAGGAAGAGGAUGAGGGAGAGGAGAAUGACACCAUGAUGUUGAAGGGCACUAUUGUGGUAGUUGGUUGUCGCAUGUCCAACAUAAUCAUUGUAUCACUAUCAGAAGGAGAAGAGGAAACAGGAGAAGAAUCUAGAGAAGGAACAGAGAAAGAAGAGGAAAUAGAGGAAAAAUAUGCCAAAGAGAAACCUAGUAAAACACCUGAGGGAGAGAAAAGCAGUAAUAGCACAGUGGAAACUGGAGAGACAGAAGAGACUACUCAGAAAGAGACCAUCGUUCAGCAGGAAGAAGAAAGCACCGACAAUCAUACUGUGAAAAAUUCUUCAGAGAAUAAUGAUGACCAAAUAACUGGAGGAAUUGUUGGGAGAAAAAAGUUUUCCCUGUUUAAGCGAAAGCCACUGACAGGCCAGAAGAAUUUAUGUAGCAGAAAGGAAGACAGAUCUGAAAAGCCAUUACAGACUGAAGAAAAAGAAAAGGAAGAUUUACCUGGUGAAGACAGUAAGGAUGAAAAUCAGAAUCAUACAUUGGAGAAUUCCAGUGAAACUGUGACUAACCAGGACAGAAGGAUGAAAGUUAAUACAUGUAUGUUACUCUAACACUGUUAUAAUAUGUGAGAAUGUGACAGUCUUAAAGCACAUAGGGCAAUUUUUACUUGAAAACAGUUAUGACUUGCAAUGUUGGUGGCUGCUCUUUUUGAUUGAUUUGAUUGCUGUAAUUUUAAAUAGGUAGAUGAUUUUUCUUGCUAUUUAUUGGUAAUAUUAAUUGUUUAAAUUGAUAUACUUAUCAGCACCUUGCUGGAGUUCUGUGGCCUUACCUGUUGGUGUUCUAAAACAAAAUAUGGGGGGGUUGUGUGAAAAGUUGAAUACAGUCAUUUUAUGUUUUUUUUCUAAAUAAUUUUUUUCUGUGUCAGUCUACGGAGUACCACUUUCAGUAUGAUACUCUUGCAAAAUUAUAUCUGAUGUAAGAUAUUAUUUAACAACUUAGUUAAGAAUAUUGGGGGUACUCAGUUACUUACAAACAUGUAUGUUUAUUUCUGUUUUGACUUAGAAAAGUAGCAAUAAAACUUUCAAGUUAAGGUGUAGGCCAUUAUGGAAGAAGUUAUUUGAGUUCAUGCCUAAUUUCAUGUAUGGCAGCAGUCCCAUAGGGAACAGUACCUAAGAGCAGUAUGUUAGAAAGUAUGUAAGUAACUAUCCUGCCAAACUGGCACAUGGAGAAACCUUUUAUUUCUGAGAGGUGCUGAACACCUUCACUCCUGCUGAGAUCAGAAUAAGCUGUUGGGCCUCCCUUCUCCCAGGAUCAGGCCCAGUGAAAACUGGACACCCUCACUCUUGUUUCACUUGGAUUCUAAUCCUAUAUUCUUUGAACAUCCAUAUCUAGUGAAGCUUUUCUUACAGGAAAAUAAUGUAACCAGAAUUACUGUGGCAUAUAUUGGUAUGCCAGACAGAUCAUGGUGGGAUAAAUAUUCAUGAUUUUCUCAGGCAGCUUGGCUUUUCUUCAGAUAGAGACUUUGCAGCAGGAGCAAUGAAUCUCAUUAUUGAUAUGGAAGAGCAGAAUGUUUGGUUUUUUUAAUUAGUGGAAGAGAUAGAAGUCACAAACUGACUAUCUAAUUACUGACAUUCCCACUAAAUGAAAUUUGAUUUCUGAAUUUCGUCAGGUGAAUAAUAAAUAUAACCCUUAGAAUCGUAGAUAUAUUAAGGAUGGAAAAAGCAUCUAUGGUCACUGAGUCCCACGGAUAACCCUGCACCACCAUCUUCCCCACUACAUCAUGUCCCUGAGUGCCGUCUCUACUCACCUUUUGGACACUUCCAGGGAUGGUGACUCCACCCCUUCCCUGGGUACUCUGUUCCAAUGCUUGAUAAUCUUUUCAGUGAAGAAAUUUUUCCUAAUAUCCAACCUGAACCCCCCUGGCAGAACUUGAGGCCUUUUCCUCUCAUCCUGUCACUUGUUAUGUGGGAGGACAGACUGAUGCCCACAUCACUACACCCUCCUUUCAGGGACUUGUAGAGAGCAGUAAGGUUUCCCCUGAGCCUUCUUUUCUCCAGGAUACACACCCCCAACUGCCUCAGCUUCUUCUCCUUGG